GUGCUAUCUCCAUCUUCAGUUCCAGAGUCCUUUGUUUCUGUCCAAGAACAAAUGGCACAGAAUGCCUAUCAGUAUCAACAGCAAAAGGCAGAAAUGACAUCCACGCAGCAGAGAAGCACAUCUGCAGAAGAGACAAGAAAAUCACAGGACAGAAAAGUAAACAUCACUGAAACCCUGUGGGACCAGGUGUUGACAGCCUUCAAGGAUAUACAAAAUGAGCUGCAGGAAGAUGCUCGGAUUCGAGGGAUGAGCUCCACGAUGCCCAUGUCAUCUGCACCUAGGACUGGAAGCAUCAGGCCUCCCGAUUGGGGGAUGACCCCAAAGUUGAGAAGAUCACAGUUCAGCACUGGAGACCAGCCAUCAGGAGCCCGUGCCUACAACCUAAAGACACAGCUAUCUGGCCAAUCAGCUUACUACCCUGGGCCCUAACUCUAUAACCAAGGAAGAAGGACCUCUCUGCUUCUGCCA
Molecule: messenger RNA, 468 nt
Organism: Otolemur garnettii (small-eared galago)
Lineage: Eukaryota; Metazoa; Chordata; Mammalia; Primates; Galagidae
Gene: LYLDT1
Product: chromosome unknown C12orf54 homolog
Exons: 7
Coding region: 52-429 (125 amino acids)
Source: RefSeq, a predicted model, not a curated record